GCUUUGCGUUUCGUGAGAGAAAAGAAAGACAGAGAGAAAAUGUAAAUCUACAUUACUCGUAAUGCACUUGCAUAAUAUUUUUUAUGUCGUACGUACCUACCUACCUACCUACAUACAUACAUUUUUUUUUUUAUUAUUAUUAUAAAACUGAAACCAAACUAGAGAGUUGAGUGAGCGAGAGAAACGCUCCUCACAUAUCGCCAUCUCACUCACUCGCUCGUCGCACCCAUCAACAACACAGACCGUAAUGCGUUAUGAGCGAGACGGCACAGAGCGAGAGAGAAAUAUCAUGUUAAUGCGACGACACUAUUGGUCGAAGUGACACCGCGUUGCGGUCGCUUUUUGAACUGACAGUAACUGAGGUAAACCCCAAUCUACCGAAAAAUUUACACAUUCGCUCGUCACUCUCGGCACGGUCGAGUUGUUGUAAGCUGAUAUACAUUAUUAUCGUCGUUAUCCCAUUAAACAAUCAUGCCGCCCAAGACAAGUGGCAAGGCCGCCAAGAAGUCAGGCAAGGCUCAGAAGAACAUCUCCAAAACUGACAAGAAGAAGAAGAAGCACAAGAGGAAGGAGAGCUACGCCAUCUACAUCUACAAAGUGCUGAAGCAGGUCCACCCCGACACCGGUAUCUCCAGCAAGGCCAUGUCGAUCAUGAACUCGUUCGUGAACGACAUCUUCGAACGCAUCGCCGCCGAAGCUUCCCGUCUGGCUCACUACAACAAGCGUUCCACGAUCACGUCGAGGGAGGUGCAGACAUCCGUCAGGCUGCUGCUGCCCGGUGAACUCGCCAAGCACGCCGUCAGUGAAGGCACAAAGGCCGUCACCAAAUACACCAGCUCCAAGUGAAUUGGCAGCGCUUCGUCGUCGUCGUCGUCGUUCGUGUUGUCGGUGUUUUACACCAAACACAACCACGACACAAAAACAAAAGGCCCUUUUCAGGGCCACAAAAUGCAUAUCAUAAAUUGAAAAGUUUCUUGUCGAUGGCGUGUCACGUAAAUAAAUGUUAAUGUACCUUACCUACCUACUUAGGUAACCUACUUGUAAAAAAUUUAACACAUUCGCCGCACAACACAACAGCUUAUUUAUUUAUUUAUUGUUCGCUUAUAGUAAGCAUUGUAAAUAAUUAAUAAUUGUCUACGUAUCAGAUUGUGCUUGUCAGUGAAGAGUGAGCGAACUAGAGAAAAAAAUAAAAUAUUGUCAACUAAAAAUAACAAUGACUCCUAUAAAAUAUCGAAGGUAAAUUAGAAUCAAUCAACACAAUACCUACAUUAUUUUAAUUUUCGCAGAUAACAGGAAAAAAUAUAAAUUAAUUAUGAACGAACUAUGAAGUUAAUAAACUAAGCUAGUACUUAUUAAAUUAUGAAAUAAUACUUUUCACACACUUACUCGUACUGCAGACUCACUGUUUAAAUAAAAUAUUUGUAUCAUU
Messenger RNA from Ostrinia nubilalis (European corn borer), 1429 nucleotides. Its product is annotated as histone H2B. The transcript has a single exon. NCBI's taxonomy places the organism in Eukaryota, Metazoa, Arthropoda, Insecta, Lepidoptera, Crambidae. The record is from RefSeq and is a predicted model, not a curated record. Gene Ontology annotation, molecular function: DNA binding; protein heterodimerization activity; structural constituent of chromatin. The coding region runs from base 472 to 846 and encodes 124 amino acids. Gene Ontology annotation, cellular component: nucleosome.